GUGUCUCUGCAGUUCCCAUGUGUUGGACUGAGUGUAGUUCAGAUCUGUUUGUUCAGCUUUUAUCGGAAACAUUUUUUUCUUCUUGUUUGUCUCCUUUGAAAUAUCUUGUUAAGGGUUGGUUCUGUGUCCUUAACAAGUACGUUUGACAGAAAACAAAAUGGAGGCACUUUCUGAUCAGUUCCAGGAGUUUCACCCAAAGCAUGGCACUAAUAUCUUUCUAGACCAUUCGGGAACUCAGGCCACUCGAGUAGAAAGUUUUGCCAAUGGUGUUUGUUUCAGCAAAUACCCCCUGAAGCCUGGAGAGAUCUUUCUUAUUGAGAUUGAGGAGAAGGAGCUUGGCUGGUGUGGACAUCUACGGGUUGGUCUCACUGCAAAGGACCCAUCGAGCUUAGAGGUGGUCCCUGAAUACUCUAUUCCAGACCUGAUGGAGCUAGGGGACAGCUGGAUUUUUGCCAUCACCCGGAACCAUAAUAAGGUAAUAGAGGAAUCCGAGGAUCAAGCAGUUGGAGAAGCAGGCCUUGGUGCUGGACGGAGACUUGGGCGUGGAGAGGAAGAAGAUGGAGUUCAGGGAGAUGAAGGAGGAGGGAGCAACAACAAAACAAAGACUUUCUUCACUGACACACACUUGUACAUUGACACCAUUCGAAUCCCCAAAGACAAACUUGUUGGCCGUAGCCGCCCCGGACGUUUUAGCCACAUCUUAGACGAUCUUUAUAAGACAAACGCCCUGCCUCCCACUGCCAGACGUAGCAGGAUCGGAGUUCUGUACGUGCCUAAAGGCAAAGACACGGCCGAUAUGCAUAUCGUGAUCAACGGAGAAGACAUGGGAGCUUCUGCAAAGGGAAUACCUUCUACCACACCUCUGUACGCAGUGGUGGACGUCUUCGCUGCUACCAAGUGUGUCCGGAUAGUCCAAGUGGAAUAUGGCUUCUCCUCCUUGCAGACGCUAUGCAGGAAGGCCAUUCAAAAGCAUAUUGUCCACCGGAUGGCUAUCGACUGGCUCCAGCUGCCUGAGGCUCUCAAGCAUUAUUGCAAGUAUGAAUGAAGUAUGUGGAUGUAGAGGAAAACAAGAACCCUCUGAGAUCCUUCCAAUGUUUAACAGCCAUAUCAAACCUUUAUUAUACAAUUUCUCUAUCUGGAAUAAAGCAAGAUUUGAUCUGAGUGGGUGCAGCAGCUUUGUCUGUAUUUUAUUUCAUUCGGAUGAGUGAACAAUAUACUGGGAGAACGUGGCUUGGUCGGUGAGCAGAACUGAGGUCUGGAUGUUGUUGAAGGAGGAAUAAUGGCCUCAUGGAAAUUUGCCUGUAAAGACACUUCUCCAGCUGAGGGUUCAGAGCUCUCAGUAUAUUGUGAUGCUGUCAUAAAGUGAAAGGUGAUGAAAAGAGCAGCUCCUUGGAAUUCUACAGCACCUCUUCAAGGUUUCGCCUGACCUGGAGAACAUUUCCACUGAUUUGGAAGACUGCCCUGUCCACGUACCAAAGAGAACUUCACCAUGUGUCCUCAGUGACUCUUGACCUGUUGCACUGAUAUCCCACAUCCUGAAGAUGAAGCAUAUACUAGGACCCCUCUUAGUCUCGGCACUGUGGGAAUCCUGUUAUCUGAUUUUUCAAGUGCAUUUAACACGAUUCAGUCUGAUUUCCUUUGCCAGAAACUCCAUAAAAGUCAGGUGGAGGGAUCAAUAAUCACCUGAAUUAGGGACUGCCCGACAGACAGCUGUUUGUGUGACUGAAGGGUAAACUGUCUAAUCCCUUUUUACUCUGUACAGGAAAAAUCU
Cyprinodon variegatus (sheepshead minnow) is the source of this 1771-nucleotide messenger RNA. It is a transcript of the gene neurl2, whose product is annotated as neuralized E3 ubiquitin protein ligase 2. Gene Ontology annotation, biological process: intracellular signal transduction. Gene Ontology annotation, molecular function: ubiquitin protein ligase activity. Bases 158 to 1045 code for a protein of 295 amino acids. The transcript has 2 exons. The record is from RefSeq and is a predicted model, not a curated record. NCBI's taxonomy places the organism in Eukaryota, Metazoa, Chordata, Actinopteri, Cyprinodontiformes, Cyprinodontidae.